UGCGGGAGCUCGAGCCGAGCCAGGACCCCCAGUCCUGCGAGCGCGGAAUAUCCUGGGAUCUUCUCUUAUUUGUCAGCCGCCAAAGUGAUUACAGGAAAUUGAAAGAAAACAGAAUUUAAGAAGUGCAACAUGGCCAGGGGCUGCCUCUGCUGCUUGAAGUACAUGAUGUUCCUCUUCAAUUUGAUAUUCUGGCUCUGCGGCUGUGGGCUGCUUGGCGUGGGCAUCUGGCUCUCCGUGUCCCAAGGCAACUUUGCCACCUUCUCCCCCAGCUUCCCCUCGCUGUCCGCGGCCAACCUCAUCAUCGCCAUCGGCACCAUCGUCAUGGUGACGGGCUUCCUCGGCUGCCUGGGGGCCAUCAAGGAAAACAAGUGCCUCCUCCUCAGUUUCUUCAUCGUCCUGUUGAUCAUCCUCCUAGCAGAGCUGAUCUUGCUCAUCCUCUUCUUUGUCUACAUGGACAAGGUGAACGAGAACGCCAAGAAGGACCUGACAGAAGGCCUGCGGCUGUACAACACCGAGAACAACGUGGGGCUCAAGAACGCCUGGAACAUCAUCCAGGCCGAGAUGCGCUGCUGUGGCGUUACCGACUACACGGACUGGUACCCGGUGCUGGGGGAGAACACGGUUCCCGACCGCUGCUGCAUGGAGAACUCCCAGGGCUGUGGGCGUAACGCCACCACCCCCUUGUGGAGGACGGGCUGCUACGAGAAGGUGAAGACGUGGUUCGAGGACAACAAGCACGUACUGGGCACGGUGGGGAUGUGCGUCCUUGUCAUGCAGAUCCUGGGCAUGGCGUUCUCCAUGACCCUCUUCCAGCACAUCCACCGGACGGGGAAAAAGUACGACGCGUGAGCGCGCCGACCGGAGGGCCCUGUCCCACCCGGACGCUCCGUGGAAGGAAGAGGAUUUGAGCUUCCUGUCACCUGCACUCUGCAGACUGUGCCCCUGCACCCACCCACCCGGCCGGCCCUUCCCCACCAGCGGCCUCAGCCUCAGACUCUGGGUGGGUGGAGGGCCAGGGAGGCGGCGCCCUCGGAGACCUGGGCCAGGGCGCCGCGUUCCUGCACCUGCACCUGUGCAUUUGCCAAAGACGACGGGGUGGGCUGGGGACGCGCUCGGGAGGAGCCCCCAGCACUGACGGGUUUCUGCCCCCGCCCUUCCUCACACUGACGUUUGUCCCUGCGUGGGGUGGGGCCCGGUGGAGAGACCGCCCCGGUGGGGGCCGCUGCCGUCCACGGCCACCGUGGGAGAGUUGGCGGGGCGGGGUCUGACCGCCUUCAAGCGGGGCCCCUGGAGCAUCGCGCCAGGCUUUUUAUACCUUACAGUGUAGCUUUUUUAUUUUAUUUUACUCUGACUUUGAUUAUUCAGGAAUAUUAUCUCAGAUAAGUUUAGGGUUAGCUUUC
Molecule: messenger RNA, 1400 nt
Organism: Propithecus coquereli (Coquerel's sifaka)
Lineage: Eukaryota; Metazoa; Chordata; Mammalia; Primates; Indriidae
Gene: TSPAN9
Product: tetraspanin 9
Exons: 9
Coding region: 130-849 (239 amino acids)
Cellular component (GO): membrane
Source: RefSeq, a predicted model, not a curated record